Molecule: messenger RNA, 1293 nt
Organism: Naegleria lovaniensis
Lineage: Eukaryota; Heterolobosea; Eutetramitea; Acrasida; Naegleriidae
Exons: 1
Coding region: 1-1293 (430 amino acids)
Source: RefSeq, a predicted model, not a curated record
AUGUUGUCGACGACGAAUGCCAGGCACGACCUUUCAUCACCCACUCAAAUACGAUCAUCAUCGUUAACAGGGCCGAUGAACCUCUUCAUAAUGAUGGCCAUUUCUAUUACUCUACUCUUGAUCCUAUCUUCCUCAUCAUCCCUAGUGGAAACAGCAAUCAUUCCACUGGUUAUUGGACAAACCAAAUACACACUCAAUACAUCCGAAACUUUUACAAUCAGAGAAUUGGAGAGCCAACAUUCGGAAUCGGAUACCUAUAGCGUUUUAUACAACAUUCCAUUGAUUUAUCAAAGAAAAUCUGAUUCCUCUCUUAUUUCAAUACCUUCCAUGAUUGCUCUCUUUUCAAACACAAGCAAGGCUUAUCUUGUUGUUGAUCCAUAUAAUUUUCCAUUAAGUGUUUCAAAUAUUGAAAGUAUAUCUGGAAUGCUUCCUUCAUUGUUUAAUGAAGACGUGUUUGGAAGUGAGUUCUACAUUCGGAAAUUAUUAGACUGGCAAGGAGUGGAUCCAUCAGUCACUCCGCAAUGCAAUUAUUUAGCAAACUAUGAGACAUCUAAUUCAGAAGCAGAAUAUUCGAAAAACUUGUUUUAUUGUGAUAAUUCUGCAUUAUCCUCACGUCAUGUGUUUAUUCUUUCUUCAAAAUCUGGAUAUAUUCGAUCUAAGCAUGACAAUACAUGCUUACAGUAUAUCGCCAAGACAGAUUCCAAGACCAAUCAAUAUAUUGUAUUUCAAUUCCGUUCAUGUGAACUAUCUCCAUUACAAUUAUUUGGAUAUACUGGUCAGUACAUUUCUGUGAAUCAGAAUGACAAGGUUUUAUUUGUGGCGGAUAGGAUGCCUACUGUCACACGGAUUGUGACUCCUCCUGGAUCGAUUGAUGUUGGACCAGUCAAAGAGUUGAAUGCUUAUGGUCGUAAUCUUCAAUAUCCUUACAGAGCUUAUCAAUUUUAUUUUGAGCCAACCAAUGGAUUCAACAAGACAGUCACUAUCGAUGAAAAUGGACCAUACUUUUACCCUCCGCUCUCUCUUUCGAAUGACACUAAUAUGUAUUAUUCUAAUUUGGUGACAUUUAUCAAUACGAAUUUGAACACAGUGCUACAAACUUCUGUGGUGAAUAGGCUCUAUGUUGGAUAUCAAAGACAGAAACGAUUACCAUUUCCAAUUCCACCUGAUUCCUUGUUGUACACCUAUAUUUUCCUUCCAAUUGCCGUUUUUAUUGGAGGUUUUGUGACAAUGUUCUUUUGUGUCAUGUCUUGUUGGAUAUUUGUUUACAUUAAGAAAAAUUAUUGUAAGCCAUAA